UAGCGGGGAGCCUCUCUUAGGAGCCCUCCAAUGUUUGCAGAGCCCUGUCCUCUGAAACUUGCCCGUGUCUACUCGGCUUUUGUCACAAUAUUUGUCUUCACUAAACUCAGCAUCGGGAUUCAACGUUAAACACAAAACCGCCCGACCGUGUCAUAAUUCGCGUAAGACCCAACUCGAGAUCACAUGUCGAACUUCUGAGAGCUUUAUUAGAUAAGAGUUAAAUGUGGUAUUGAUUAGCUAACCCUUUAUCGCUGACAAGAUCCGUCUAACUUUCCCAAUUCGGGGACCGACAAUUCGAAAUCGCUUUUAGCAAAACAAGUAUUAAUGUUGUAUCGGCGUCCCGGCACGGUAGGCGGGCGUCGCGCAGUCUACGGGAGCCUUCAGGCGCCCCCGCCCCGGCCAGUUUCGCCCGCGCGCCCGACGCCGCGCCACGUCGCUCGCGCCGCCGCCCCUGAAGCCACACACCAACCCUCUCCUGACAUAACCGCACUUAUAAAAACACAAUCUAAGAAUCGCUGUCCGUUCCCGACGCGACUUUCUCACCUGUGGCUGCGUACGUACGAACGCGCGUGUCCUGAACCCGACCGGGAAGUGACCUACCAAUAUUUACGUUUGGAUUGAGAUGAAUGAAUGUAGGUAAAUAAUGGAAUGAAUUAGGUUAACGCCAAUUGUGGUCGGAACAUGUGAAAUGUCUCAGUGUUUGCUCUGUAUUACGUCCGAUAUCUGACUGCCGAGUGGAUUGUAAUAAUCGUGGGAUUUGCCUGAAAGCCGUCUACAUAAUGCACACUUCCGUUCACGAAGAUUACAUUGGAGGUUUUAAAGGAGCCGGGCGUUAAUGUUUCUACAAUGUGGAACACGUAGACUGACCCAGUAUCACGAUGGAAGCGUGUUUGCGAGCGCCCGGCGCUAUGCUUUUAGUCUGGCUUUGCUCAGCACUGAUGGCAGUGGACGCCGUCAAAAUUGUCAUAGAACCUCUUCCCAAAGAUCAUGUCCGGGAAUUCACAUGCGGCACACUCUACUACAGAACAUUCUUCAUGGACACGAAAAGGGACACCCUAUACGUUGGUGCUAUGGACCGACUGUAUCGUCUGAACAUGAACAACAUCAGCGCAUCCCAUUGCGAACGGGAUUCUAUAAACCUGGAACCGAGCAAUGUGGCCCAAUGCGUGUCUAAAGGGAAAUCAGAGCACUUCGACUGCCGUAACCAUGUGCGCGUGAUUCAGCCCAUGGGCGACGGCUCCCGACUCUACGUGUGCGGCACCAACGCCCACAGCCCUAAGGACUGGGUGUUAUACUCCAACCUGACUCACCUGCCGCGGCACGCGCGGACCCCAGUGCCGGGUAUCGGGAUGGGAGUCGCUAAGUGCCCGUACGAUCCGGCGGACAACUCCACGGCCCUGUGGGUCGAGAGAGGGAACCCGGGAGACCUGCCUGCGCUCUACUCCGGCACCAACGCGGAGUUCACUAAGGCCGAUACAGUCAUCUUCAGAACCGAUCUGCAUAAUUUGACGACGGGACGACAAGAGUUUGCGUUCAAGAGGACGCUCAAGUAUGACUCCAAAUGGCUCGACAAACCGAACUUCGUUGGCUCCUUCGACGUCGGCGAGUACGUGUUGUUCUUCUUCCGCGAGACGGCCGUGGAGUACAUCAACUGCGGCAAGGCGGUGUACUCGCGCGUGGCGCGCGUCUGCAAGCGUGACACCGGCGGCAAGAACAUCCUCAGCCAGAACUGGGCCACAUAUCUCAAGGCGCGCCUCAACUGCAGCAUCCCUGGGGAGUUCCCGUUCUACUUUAAUGAAAUACAGAGCAUCUACAAGGUUCCCGGUGACGACAGCCGAUUCUACGGCGUGUUCACAACCGCCUCCACCGGGCUCAUGGGCUCCGCCAUUUGCACGUUCACCAUCGGCGACAUCCAGAAGGCCUUCGAGGGCAAGUUUAAAGAGCAGGCCACCUCCAGCUCGGCCUGGCUGCCGGUGAUCAGCAGCCGAGUGCCCGAGCCGAGGCCGGGAACUUGUGUCAAUGACACGUCGUCGCUGCCGGAUACCGUGCUCAAUUUUAUUAGAUCACACCCACUCAUGGACACAGCGGUAUCGCACGAGAACGAAAAGCCGAUCUACUACAAGAGGGACCUAUUCUUCACGCGCCUGGUGGUGGACCGCGUGAAGGUCGACAUGAUGGGCCACCAGCUCGACUACACCGUGUACUAUGCUGGCACAAAUGAAGGGAAAAUUCACAAGAUAGUUCAAUGGACCCGAAACGGCGAUAGCCAAUCUGCUCUGCUGGAUAUUUUCGACGUAACGCCUGGAGAACCCAUUCAGGCAAUGGGUAUAUCCCGCGUGCACGGUUCGCUGUACGCCGCAUCGGACCGGCGCGUUCUGCAGCUGCGGUUGGCGCUGUGCGCGCGCCGCUACGAUGCAUGCGUGCGCUGCGCGCGCGACCCUUACUGCGGCUGGGACCGCGAGGCUUCCGUUUGCAGGGAAUACGCGCCAGGAUUGAUUCAAGACGUGGCCAACGAAACGGCGGAUAUUUGCGACUCCUCCAUAGCCCGCAAGAGCGUGUCGGCGACUUGGGGCCAGAGUCUGCACCUCGGCAGCUUCAUCAAGAUGCCCGAGGUCCUGCAACCGCGAGCCAUCACCUGGUACCACUACUCCAGGGAGAAGGGACGGCACCCAAUCACGUUCAAUAAACCGGAGAAAUACAUCGAGACCUCUGAGCACGGUCUGCUGAUCAUCUCCGUCAGUGAGAGCGACGCUGGACGCUACGACUGCUGGCUCGGCGGUUCUCUGCUCUGCUCCUACAAUAUCACCGUCGACAUCCACAGAUGCUCUCCCCCGGAGAAGAGUAACGAGUAUCAAAAGAUAUAUUCUAAUUGGUGCCAUGAAUUUGAGAAGUAUAAAACUGCCAUGAAGACGUGGGAGAGGAAACAGGAGCAAUGCGCGAGACUGAACGACUCGAAUCAGAAUACACACCCGAAUGAGAUCGUGUGAUAGCUUCUGAACAUCGCCUAUCUCAUGUUUCAAUCCGUGAACUACUACGCGGGUGCCAUUCCGGUGCCCUACGUCUCUGCCGGCCUCAGCCACUUCAUCCUGUCUUGAGUGCCAUGCCAGCGCUGGUACCAUGCUAGUACCCGUAGUGACCACUAGUGACCCAAAAAAGUGACUCCCUCUAGCUUUUGUAAAGACAUAUUGAAAUUAACGUUAAGGACAGUGCCCGCUCCCGAAAUGGGAACAUGAGAAGGUGAUUUAGACUCUCGAAAUUUAUAUGGACAUUUAUCAUUAUUAAAUUAAAUCGAACGGUAAAUAUGCGCGUCGCGCUAUGCUUGUUGGGAAUGGAUUGUAAAAAGAUUUAGAGAGCGAAAUUCUCAUUAUUAUAAGUAUGCUUUGUUCGUUGGGUAAUAGGAAAAUUGUUACACUACGAAAAUGGAAUUAAUUUUUAUAAUUGCCUACUCGUAUUAAGUAUUAUGCAAUUAUAUUUAUUGACUGCUGCCGUUCAUUGUCGUAGUGGAUAUUGAGAGUAUUUAUUAUUAUUUGUGUCCCUAGAUCCAUGUACCUAGUUUAUUCAAAGCUUAUUUAAUACUAGAUUAUUUGAAGUGUUGACGUGUAUGGUCUGGCUCUGUAUUUUAUUUUGCGGGUUUAUGGCAAACUAUGCCUUGCAAUUUCCACACGAAGCAAACUUUAAUUGGCAGCUAUAAAAAACGAGUAAAAUGCGAGCUUGUAAAUUGUAUAAUCGAUCGAUGCUUAGGACGGCUUGUUACAAGCCGCCCGUAAUCGUAAAUAAAAAAUGUCUCUGACAGACGCCAAUGCACCACAAAAUGCUAUUAAAUUUGCUCUAUUUUACUCCAUUCUAUUUUAACCAACCUGCAUCAAACAUUGAAAAGCAUGGCCGUAACGCCUAUGUAAAGUGUGGUAUCGGAAUAAUGUAGUCCACUCGUCUAUAUAACGACUGCUAUUUUAAAAAUCUAUAUUUGUACGUAAGGUAAUUUACAAAAACUAUAUUUAUCAGCCGAAACGCGAUGUAACAACUCUAGCAGUGUUGCGUACUCGAUGGACGGUGCCCAUUGAAUUGCAGUGUAAUCGAAAUGAGUACAGGUGCAGUAUUACGCUGCCAAUUUAAAAAGAUCAUUAACAUUGCGGUUCGAGUAUAACGUUCGUCCUUUUUAAAUGGCAGGGUAACCGCACGGGGCCGACGCGCUAUAGCUUCAAAUCUCUGAGGGUUGUGGGAGGGUUCGCCUCAUUAUUUUUCCCCUAUUUUGUGUAAAUAGUUACCUAAUUUGGUUCUGUAAUAAUAUAAGUGUACGUACGUAUAGUAUGCACGUCCCUAAAUAUAAUGAGUAUAAUUUAAGCCUGUGAUAUAUAAGAAACAUGUUUAGAAAGUAAUUUUAAAUGGUCGAGAAGUGGAGUAAAUCGCUGUUGUCGUAUAAUUUUCUCAUCGUCAUAAAUAUUUUUCAGGGUAAUUUUUUUAUUAGUAUAACGUUUUGAUGUGACUGUUUUACGUAUGUGUACCUAUUUCCUUUGUAUAUCCAAAUUGUUUAAAUACAGGUUAGCCAACUUAAAGUAACAAUAUUAGUGUAAUUUAUUCCACAGUAUAGCUUAUUUAAACAUAUUAUAUUAUAUCGAACUUUAGCAGCAAUAAUUCAGAUACUAAAUGUCAACAAAGUUCUUUCUGAUAUUUAUGGAUCAAAGAUUAAUAUUAGAAAUAAUUUAAUAUGAUGUAGACGGUGUUUUAAGAAUUUAUCUCCGCAUAUUUUUGUACAAAACUCGAUCCUAAUAUCAGUGACGAGUGGGUUAAUGUUAAACGUUGGAAAUAGUAAAAGAGCAAUAAGUUUAAGAACAGCUAGGUAGCGUCUGGAUUUAUUUCACUUAUUUGGUGACAGAUUGUGAUUUUGACGACUACAAUCACUAUCAUUAAUGGUCACUUUUCUAAAUAUUGGCAAUCUCGCCGAAAAACUUCAAUGUUUUACUUGAAGCGCAAAAUGGCCAUUUACUUAGCAAAAUCUUUGCAAUGUCACAAGUCGUCAAUAAAUAAGGUUGAAUACGGUACUUAAAACUGUUUCAAAGUCAUCACAAGACAUGAAGCCCACUCCGGUAUACGGCUCGAUUCCAACCUUAAGAUACGUCAUUUAAUAGAUCUAGAUACGAUAUGGAUUAGAUAUGUCGGUGUCAAAUGUGACGUUUCUUCAAACAAAAACACCACUUUUGACACUGACACAUCUAAUCUAUUAAUUGACGUAUCUUAAAGUUCUAAUCGGGCAGAUGGCUCCGGCCACACGCCAGCUAUCAUCCUCACUAGUAUUGGGACUUCAGUCACCAUAUCAAACAUUAACUUUACCUACCUAAGAGCUUGUAUAUAUUUAACGAUCAUCAUCAUAACGAUCAUUUUACAUAGGUAGCGGUGGAUUACAAAUUUACAAACGAAUUGCAUUUUAUAAAAUUAUAUCAUACAUAUUUUUUCUAGAGAUAUAUUGAUGGAAUGCCAUUAUUAAGGUUUUUUCAGCUGCCACAAUGCCAUAGCAAGUAGAAUACUAGUACCACUGCCAUUCGCUUCUAGUUUCACAUGACUCUCAUGCCCAUUCCUGUCGAGAUCUUUGCGUUGACAUGACAUGAAAUAGUAGGUAGAGAAGAGUAGCCGUAGUAGAAACAAAUUCUAAAUAGUAGACAUAGAUAUGUUGAAUAGCGAACUCAUGUUGAUUUCGCAUUUAUCUUAGGGCGUACUGUUACAAGCACAUUUGAUGGAACAAUUGCAGUUAAAAUGGCAUGUAUAAAUUAUUAAAAAAUUAAAAUGUUAAUUGUCAGUAUUGCAAGAUCCAAAUAAACAACUCAAUUGUUUUGUCCAGUUUUUUUAAACACGUCCGAUAAAGUAGACAUUUCAGCUGUUUGAAUUUUUGAAACAGUCCGCCCUUCACAAUUUUAAACCAAGAGUAUUAUGUUAUAAUUCAUAAUUUAUUAUACGACAAUGUUAGCUAAGGCUAUCCGAUUUUUAAGCUUAAAAUCAAAGCAGAAAUCAGUAACCGCUGUAGACUUAGACUCAUUAGGUGCUUCGACAUUUAAGGAUUAGUUUUGCAAAUACUUUAUGAUAUAUUUCGGACUUUUCUCAUAUCAUGUACAUACAUAAAUCGAAAUAGAUAUAAAGAAUCUUAAAAAUAUCUGAGCUUCGUCGUUUAUUAUAUUAGCUAAGAUUCGGUACUUAAGUAUUUUAGUGGUUACUCAAACUACGACGCCCCUGCGGGAUGUCUUGCGCAAUAAUUAUAACUAAUUACUAUUACCUGUACUAAUCGAGUAGGUAGCUCUGUAAAUUUCACAUGUUACUAUACUGUAUUAAGUUAAAAUUCAAAUGUAGUGUUAAGAUUUUAUAUAAUAAAUCUAUGAAAUGUAUCUCUCA
This is a messenger RNA of Cydia fagiglandana, 6378 nucleotides long. RefSeq names its product semaphorin-2A (gene Sema2a). The transcript has 18 exons. Gene Ontology annotation, biological process: negative regulation of axon extension involved in axon guidance; semaphorin-plexin signaling pathway; neural crest cell migration. The record is from RefSeq and is a predicted model, not a curated record. Gene Ontology annotation, molecular function: chemorepellent activity; semaphorin receptor binding. Bases 879 to 2987 code for a protein of 702 amino acids. NCBI's taxonomy places the organism in Eukaryota, Metazoa, Arthropoda, Insecta, Lepidoptera, Tortricidae.